Arabidopsis arenosa is the source of this 690-nucleotide messenger RNA. The record is from the annotation of a GenBank genome assembly. Lineage: Eukaryota; Viridiplantae; Streptophyta; Magnoliopsida; Brassicales; Brassicaceae.
CUUAGUGUGUGGAAGGAGAAAGUCUCACUUGCAGCAGAAAUUUGUAUUCUCUUUCCUUGACUUAAUCCAAUUUCGUUGAACAAAAUUUGAGAAUUUUCAUCGAUCGCUAAAUAUACACACUGUUCAACAAAAUCUGAUUCAAGCAAUAAUUAGGCAUGGAAUCGGAGUUGAUACUUCAUGAAGGUGGAUGUCAUUGUGGGAAAGUGAAAUGGAGAGUUAAAGCAGCAACAAGUGUGGUGGCUUGGAGAUGCAAUUGCUCAGAUUGUUCAAUGAGAGGCAAUAUUCACUUUAUUGUUCCUUCAAGCAACUUUGAGCUUCUUGAUGAUUCCAAAGACUUCAUUACUACUUACACUUUUGGGACUCAUACGGCCAAGCAUACCUUCUGCAAGGUUUGUGGGAUCACAUCGUUUUAUAUCCCGAGGUCUAACCCCGAUGGAGUCGCUGUCACAGUUAAGUGUGUCAAGUCAGGGACACUGGAUCACGUCGAGGUCAAAAGCUAUGAUGGUCAGAACUGGGAAGUGUCGCACAAAAAGACCGGUAUUGCCUCGUUUUCUAAGGAGUGAUAUGAUAAGAUCAACUCAAGAUUGUAAUGGCUAAGAAAAAAAGAGAAAGAAUCUAAAACAGUCAUGGAGAAACAAUUUGGAAACAAUUCUGCCUAAACCCUUUUGAGAAUAAUGCUCAGGGUUUUGA